This is a messenger RNA of Acanthosepion pharaonis, 939 nucleotides long. The record is from the annotation of a GenBank genome assembly. Lineage: Eukaryota; Metazoa; Mollusca; Cephalopoda; Sepiida; Sepiidae.
AUGAUCCGGGUUCAAAUAUUACCAAGCUCAAUUCAUCAGGGAUGUGUUAGCGAGGGAGGACACCACAACACUAUCUAUCUAUCUCAUUCUGUUCAUAUCUAUCUAUCUAUCUAUCUAUCUAUCUAUCUAUCUAUCUAUCUAUCUAUCUCAGUCUGUUCAUAUCUAUCUAUCUAUCUAUCUAUCUAUCUCAGUCUGUUCAUACCUAUCUAUCUAUCUAUCUAUCUCAGUCUGUUCAUAUCUAUCUAUCUAUCUAUCUAUCUAUCUAUCUAUCUAUCUAUCUUAGUCUGUUCAUAUCUAUCUAUCUCAUUCUGUUCAUAUCUAUCUAUCUAUCUAUCUAUCUAUCUAUCUAAUUCUGUUCAUAUCUAUCUAUCUGUCUAUCUAUCUAUCUCAUUCUGUUCAUAUUUAUCUAUCUCAUUCUGUUCAUAUCUAUCUAUCUAUCUAUCUAUCUAUCUAUCUAUCUAUUUAUUCAUUAUCUAUCUAACUUAUUCUAUCAGAAAAACUGUCUUUGUCUUUUCAUAUCUAUCUAUCUAUCUAUCUAUCUAUCUAUCUAUCUAUCUAUCUAUCUAUCUAUCUCAGUCGGUUCAUAUCUAUCUAUUUAUCUAUCUCAGUCGGUUCAUAUCUAUCUAUCUAUCUAUCUAUCUCUCUAUCUAUCUAUCUAUCUAUCUCAGUCGGUUCAUAUCUAUCUAUCUAUCUCAUUUGUUCAUAUCUAUCUAUUUAUCUAUCUCAGUCGGUUCAUAUCUAUCUAUCUAUCUCAGUCGGUUUAUAUCUAUCUAUCUAUAUAUCAGUCCAUUAAUAUCUAUCUAUCUUAGUUUGUUCAUAUCUAUCUAUUUCAGUCGGUUCACGUCUAUCUGUCUGUCUGUCAAUCUAUCUCAGUUUGACCAUAUCUAUCUAUCUAUCUUAUUUCAGUUGAGCUCCUCGGGGAGAAAAGCGAAUCUGUAA